GCAAGGAGCGACACACUGAAGAAGCCCCACAGAUGAGCAGCAGAAGUGGAUCCAACAUAUGAAAAACGGCAGAAAAAGAAAGAGAGAACCUAAAUUGUUUCCCCGCGGUUUGUAAAGUAGGAGGAGAGAGGAGCCGCAGGUGCGCUCCGCAAUGUCAGCCGCAGUUUGUGUGCGGGAUGGGGACAGGAGAGCGGGCUUUAUUCGCAGGAGCUGCCUCGCUGCUUUCUGUUAAUUGCUGCCUGAAGACAAUUAAGCAGCAGUUGAGGAGCGAAGAGAGUGUUCGGCGUCAACUUUAAAAAGAAAAGCUCCUCGUCCGCUGGAGCUUGCCGGUGGAUGUGGGGCCAUGGAGAUAAAGAGAAGACUCCGAGCCAUACUGAUGUUAAUAUGGAUCUUUCAAGGUGACACCCAGAAGGUGGAGAUCCCCAGAGGAGAGAUGGAGGUAGUGAAGGGCCAGAUGGUGGUGUUACAAGCCUGGUACAGCCCCAACUCAGACAUUUCCAAAAACUCUGUCAUUUGGCAAUUCGUUGGAAAUGAGUCCAAGCAGGUGAUAAACUUCAGCUCAGGUGAGGUCGGGCACGGCCAGAACGACUUUGCCAAAAGAGUGGGCUUCAGCGUGACCAUGCCCUCAGCCAACCUCUCCAUCUACAUCAACAACACCCAGGAGUCCGACUCUGGACGCUACGUCUGCAUUGUCGUCAUCCCUGGAGGUGGCAUAACCGGAGAGAUGCACCUUAAUGUCAAAGUCCCUCCCUCUCCACCAGUAUGCACCAUGACAGGGAACCCAGUGGUGAAGGGCAAUGUGACUCUGAGCUGUAAGUCCAGUCAUGGAAAACCCGUCCCUCAGUACAAGUGGACCAAGGCUGCACCCAUGUCCGAGGUCUUCUUCUCCCCAAUGCAGAAUGAGAGACACGGCACCCUCAGGCUGAGCAACCUCACUAAAAGCAUGUCAGGGAAGUACAUCUGCCGAGCCAGCAACACUGCCGGCUCCGACAGCUGCUCCAUUAACCUGGAGGUUAUCACCUCUUCCAAUGCAGGCAUGAUUGCAGCAGCCACACUGGGGUCGAUAGUGGGACUGGUGGCCAUGGCGCUCUUCCUCAUAUUCAUACUGAAAAGGAGGCGGGACACCGAGGAGGAGAUAGCCAACGAGAUCAAGGAGGAUGCUCAGGCACCGAAGCGAGUGUCAUGGGCAAAGAGCAACACCGGCUCAGACAUCGUAUCCAAGAACGGCACGCUGUCCUCCAUAGCCACCAGCCCCCGACCCCGAGACCCCCACCAGCCAAACUUCCACUACCCGUACUCCCCUAUCUCAGCUUCAGACAGCUCAGUGAUCAACGCCUACCAGCUGCGACCUGGAGAAGCCAACACGCUACAGGGACUUCCUGGUUACAACAUCGGAGGCACCCCAUCACGCAAACACAAGCGACCUCCCAGCACGAACGGGGGCCCUCCGCAGGUUCUAAGGAGCCCUGUGGUCGCCGUCCCCAACAGGACUGAGGGGGCUCAGCCUCAGGUGCCACCUCCACUCACUGUGUCCCCACAAAUGAGCUCCUCCACUCUGACGCGCAUGGGAGCCGUUGCUGUCAUGGUGCCUGCUCAAAGCCAAGCCGGCUCACUGGUGUAGCCGGCGGAAGCGUCUCUGACGAGGAAUAAAAGGGACAGUGGUUGUGGAUGGAGAGAAAGUAUGCCUUGAAAUGGAAAAGCACGUUCUCCAUGAAGACCCGGGAGGUAGUGAGAGGGGAAAAUGCCUCACAGGUGUGGUUUGUGCUUCAUUUGCACAAAAUCUCCCUUCAGCAUAUAAAGUUUCUCUUUGUAUGCUGCUUCACUAAAAAGGAAUAUAUUUUUAUUUACACGCUUAUAAACAGAUCUUCAAAAUCUCAUCCAAAAGUUGUCACGUUUUUUUAGGAGUAUACAUAUAAUGCCAUUUAUUUCAAGAGAGUUAAAGGGACCAGUGUGUAGGAUUCAGUGGCAUCUAAAGGUAAAGUUGCCGAUUGGAACACCCUCGCCUCACCCUCCCAUUCCGAACAUGCAGGAGCAACUACAGUGGCCAGGAAAAACAACAAAAGGCCUUAUCUAGAGCCAGUGUUUAGUUUGUCUGCUCUGGGCUACUGUAGAAACAUGGCGAUUCAAUGUGACAAACAUGGAAGAGAGUCUGCUUCCUCUGUAGAUAAAAACAACUAAUUCUAAGGUUAUGAAAACACAACCAUUUCUGG
Morone saxatilis (striped sea-bass) is the source of this 2210-nucleotide messenger RNA. RefSeq names its product endothelial cell adhesion molecule b (gene esamb). Gene Ontology annotation, cellular component: adherens junction; plasma membrane. Lineage: Eukaryota; Metazoa; Chordata; Actinopteri; Moronidae. The coding region runs from base 344 to 1621 and encodes 425 amino acids. Gene Ontology annotation, molecular function: cell-cell adhesion mediator activity. The record is from RefSeq and is a predicted model, not a curated record. The transcript has 7 exons. Gene Ontology annotation, biological process: homophilic cell-cell adhesion.